Messenger RNA from Fulvia fulva, 480 nucleotides. RefSeq lists its product as uncharacterized. Lineage: Eukaryota; Fungi; Ascomycota; Dothideomycetes; Mycosphaerellales; Mycosphaerellaceae. Bases 1 to 480 code for a protein of 159 amino acids. The record is from RefSeq and is a predicted model, not a curated record. The transcript has 2 exons.
AUGAGGAAUAUCAUCUACCGCUACGUGCUAGUGGAACAGAGCGCGAUUCGGUGCACAGCCAACACCGAACUUCCCACCGAACCGGGCUUGCUGCGCACAUGUCGAGAAAUCCGCCAUGAAGCCUCCGACAUCUACUUCAAGGAGGACUUUUUCCUUGUCCACAUGGAAAACUAUGAAGCUGGACAGCUCAUUCGGUGGAGCCUAAAGUCAAGACGGCACCUCAGAGCCCACCUUAAGUUCCGCUUCCAUGGGCUCAACGCAGGCUCGUGGUCCAAUCUUUUAGUAUGGUUAGAGGCGUACAACAAGGGCGAAGCCCCCGGCAUGGCGCUGCGAGAGCAUCGAUCUACGCAUGUCACGGCCGUGCGAAUGUUCGAGAUCGUCAGGAAGCAGACGGAGAAGAAUGUGCCGUGGGUAGAGAUUGCGAGUAUUUUGGAAGACAUCAAGGUGGCUCUUGGGGCUUCUGGUGUUGCCUGGAUCUGA